Molecule: messenger RNA, 702 nt
Organism: Scleropages formosus (Asian bonytongue)
Lineage: Eukaryota; Metazoa; Chordata; Actinopteri; Osteoglossiformes; Osteoglossidae
Product: transmembrane inner ear expressed protein-like
Exons: 4
Coding region: 1-702 (233 amino acids)
Biological process (GO): inner ear morphogenesis; sensory perception of sound
Source: RefSeq, a predicted model, not a curated record
AUGGCAGGGGGCCGGUCCUGGGCCCCGGCACACCUCGCCUUGCUGGCUGGGCUCCUGUGCCUCUGCAUGUCUGCCGUGCUGCCCCAGGUGCCCGACCCCGAGCUCUUCACCACAGCGCCUCCAAAAAAGCCAGAUCCCAUCACGUCAGAGACAGUUGUCUUCUGGGGUCUGAGACUGUGGCAGGUCAUUGGGGUCUUUUCCAUGUUUGGUCUAGCAGUAGUGAUAACUCUGUGCUGCAUCUUCAAGUGUCGGAUUCCCAGGACCAAGAAAGAGAUUGAGGCAAGGCAUGCUCAGAGGCAGGCAGCCAAGAAGUACGCCAACACCCUGGAGACCGUACCCCCGCUGAACGAGCUCACCGAGAUGCCCGGAGCUGCAAUGACUGAGGAGAAAGCCGAGGUGUCCACUGUCUCCGGAAAGGUGGAUGGAGAAAAGGGAGAGAAGAAGGGUGCAAAGGAUGCCAAUAAGAAGGAGGGAAAAGGAGGCAAGGAGGGUAAAGGUGGCAAGGAGGGCACUGGCAAGGAGGGCACGGGCAAGGAGAAGGAGGGCUCCACCAAGAAGAAAAGGGACAAGGGUAGCGAGAAGAAUGCUGACACUGGAGGGAAAGGCAAAAAGGCGGGUGAGAAAGGAGGAGCUGAAAAAGGAGGAGCCAGUACCAAGGGUGGGACCAAAGGAGGGGCCAAGAAACCACCAGCAAAAAAAUAA